AUGAGUGUCUUCAAGAAGCCUCUCUUGCCACCCGCCCGGAAAGCGCAAGCUGGACACGGGAAAGCAGAAGAAGUCUGCGCGACUCGCAAGAGACCAGCCACGCCAAGUCCGUCUGAUAUUAACUCAUCGUCGAAGACACCAAAACGGCGUACUGCACCAUUGAUCAACGAUUGCGUUGUGCCUGAACAUCUUCGGAACACCGUGCAGCAAGACUAUUUCGACAAAACUCGGCAAAAGCAUCCUGUCAUGCAUGGUCAUAUCGACGACGAAGUCGGAGAUGAAAAGCUCUCUGCUAUCCAUCAGCAUUUGGCAGGGCAGGACACUCGCCUGGAAGUCCUCAAACACACGAGGAGGACAUUGGUGCGUGGGAGUGCGGAGGAGCAACCCACCUUCACGACUAUGACCCUCUACGGUGGCGGUGAUGGCGGUGUCCCUGUCUCAGCGUCGCUGUCGGCCUGGGCUUCCGAGAAGGCCGAGAAGAGACGCAAGAAGCACGUCAAAAAGAUUGAGAGUGGGACGGUCUGUCGACACGGGGUCGCAAGAGGAAUUCUGAGAGCACUGAAGUUACGACUCAAAAAGGAGCCUGCUGCACCGACGAACUUGCAUACCAGAGUAAUUCGGCCUGCAAAUCCUGGUCGGGAGUUGUUCGAAGCUUAUGACGAUGCCGUUCGAGCCUGGCACGAGAGUAUGUGCGAGCGUCUUCCAGGCUACAAGGACAGUCGCAACAAGCAGCAGUGGUUCAACUUGCGAAAUUCCAAAUGGACUCCCUGA
Molecule: messenger RNA, 771 nt
Organism: Exophiala xenobiotica
Lineage: Eukaryota; Fungi; Ascomycota; Eurotiomycetes; Chaetothyriales; Herpotrichiellaceae
Exons: 1
Coding region: 1-771 (256 amino acids)
Source: RefSeq, a predicted model, not a curated record